CAUUUUCCCGGAGUCGCACAUGGUGUCCGCACCGGUCGAGCACCGUCACCAGUCUCCCUCCCGCGACUCCUCUCCGCUGCCGACUAAAACCCCGUCUGCAGCCGCGUUAAAUGCAAGAUACGGUGGAUAUGGUGGACGACCCCGAGUAUGAAGAGGAGGAACCCUCCUUCAGCGAUCCGGAGGACUACGAAGACGACAUCGAGGAUGACGAGCUUCUUGAUGACAUCUUGCGAGAGAAACCCCAGGAGGCGGAUGGUAUUGACUCAGUGGUGGUAGUGGACAAUGUUCCUCAGGUUGGCCCAGAGCGUUUGGAAAAGCUCAAGAACGUCAUCCACAAAAUCUUCUCCAAGUUCGGCAAGAUCACAACCGAGUUCUAUCCAGAAGUUGAAGGCACAACUAAAGGAUACAUCUUCCUGGAGUAUGCCGCUCCAACUCAAGCUCUUGAGGCUGUGAAGAAUGCAGAUGGAUACAAGCUUGACAAACAGCAUACGUUCAGGGUUAAUCUCUUCACGGACUUUGACAAAUACAUGAACAUCAGUGAUGAGUGGGAAACACCAGAAAAACAGCCUUUCAAAGACUUUGGUAACAUGCGUCAUUGGAUUGAGGACCAAGAUUGUCGUGACCAGUACAGUGUGAUCUACGAGGCUGGAGAGAGGACGGCUAUUUUUUCCAAUGAUGCCAAAGAGCCAAUCGUAGCUGAAGAAAGAGCGCGCUGGACGGAGACGUACGUUCGUUGGUCUCCAAAAGGCACUUACCUGGCCACCUUCCACCAGCGGGGCAUCGCUCUGUGGGGUGGAGAGAAGUUCAAACAGAUUCAGAGGUUUAGCCACCAGGGCGUGUCCCUCAUUGACUUCUCACCAUGUGAAAGGUACGUCGUGACUUUCAGUCCCCUGAUGGACACCAAGGAAGACCCCCAGGCCAUCAUCAUCUGGGACAUCUUGACCGGACAGAAGAAGAGAGGCUUCCACUGCGAAAGUUCGGCGCACUGGCCCAUUUUCAAAUGGAGCCACGAUGGAAAGUUCUUCGCCAGGAUGACUCCGGACACGCUGAGCAUCUAUGAAACUCCUUCGAUGGGUUUGCUGGACAAGAAGAGUCUUAAAAUUACUGGAAUCAAGGACUUCUCCUGGUCUCCUGGUGACAACAUUCUAGCGUUCUGGGUCCCCGAGGACAAAGACAUCCCAGCAAGAGUAACUCUGAUGCAGAUGCCUUCCCGCCAGGAGAUCCGUGUGCGCAAUCUCUUCAACGUGGUGGACUGCAAGCUGCACUGGCAGAGAAAUGGAGAUUAUCUGUGUGUGAAAGUCGACAGGACUCCCAAAGGAACACAGGGUGUCGUUACCAACUUUGAAAUCUUCCGCAUGAGAGAGAAGCAGGUUCCUGUUGAUGUGGUGGAGAUGAAGGAAAGCAUCAUUGCGUUUGCGUGGGAGCCCAACGGCAGCAAGUUUGCCGUUCUCCACGGAGAGUCCCCGAGAAUCAACGCCUCCUUCUAUCAUGUCAAAAACAACGGGAAGAUUGAGCUGAUAAAGAUGUUUGACAAGCAGCAGGCCAACAGCAUCUUCUGGAGCCCACAGGGACAGUUCAUGGUGCUUGCCGGACUCAGAAGUAUGAACGGAGCUCUUGCCUUUGUGGACACGUCGGACUGCACCAUGAUGAACAUCGCCGAGCACUACAUGGCUUCUGAUGUUGAGUGGGACCCAACCGGUCGCUACGUCGUCACCUCAGUGUCCUGGUGGAGCCACAAGGUGGACAAUGCAUACUGGCUGUGGACCUUCCAGGGUCGUCUCCUCCAAAAAAACAACAAAGACCGCUUCUGCCAGCUGCUGUGGAGGCCCAGGCCCCCCACCCUGCUCAGUGCCGACCAGAUCAAGAAUAUCAAGAAGGAUCUGAAGAAAUACUCCAAGAUCUUUGAGCAGAAGGAUCGUCUGAGCCAAUCCAAGGCUUCCAAGGAGCUGGUGGACAAGCGCCGAGCAAUGAUGGAGGAGUACCGUCGCUACCGAGAGACCGCUCAGCAGAUCUACCAGGAGCAGAAGAGCCUCCGCCUGGAGCUCAGAGGAGGAGUGGACACUGAUGAGCUGGACAGCAAUGUUGAUGACUGGGAGGAGGAGACCAUUGAGUUUUUUAUCAACGAAGAAAUCAUUCCUCUUGGCGAUCUGUAGUCCCCUACGCAGUCCAUCUGUUUUUGUGUGGAAGAAGAAAGACAGAAACUGCGUCAUUGAUCGGAGAAGGACGAAGACCACGCUGUGAAUCUUGGGGCUUCACAUCGAGCCUCAACAUUCAGAUUUAGUGACUUCAUCAAAGCACGCCGAGCAGAUCAACAGCCACACCAGGAGACCAGAGUCUCUUGCCGUCACCGGGCCCAUUGAUUUUAGUCCUCUGUGGAACUUCAAAUUUAGCAAAGCUGCCUCUUUUUUGUUUUUUUUUAUAAAUUAAGAGUCACUCACUCUUGAAUCAGAACCCCAUCACUGAUUGGACUUCUUCAUCUCGGGGUCUUUUGUGAGCCAGCCUCAUCAUGCUAGUGUCUGACUGCGGGGCAGCACAGGGUGCCAUUCCAGUGGGGGGUGGGCGUGUUGUGACUAAACAAGUAGCCUUGUUAAUAAAUGUGCUGAUGUGGCGCUAUAGUGGCCUGUAUCCUCCUCCGUUCAGACUCGGCUUUCACACAGGGAGGGGGUGCGCAGCGGGAAUAACUUUAAAUAAACAUUCAAACAUACCACCGUC
Salarias fasciatus (jewelled blenny) is the source of this 2712-nucleotide messenger RNA. RefSeq names its product eukaryotic translation initiation factor 3 subunit B. Gene Ontology annotation, cellular component: eukaryotic translation initiation factor 3 complex. Bases 111 to 2153 code for a protein of 680 amino acids. Gene Ontology annotation, biological process: translational initiation. Gene Ontology annotation, molecular function: RNA binding; translation initiation factor activity; translation initiation factor binding. NCBI's taxonomy places the organism in Eukaryota, Metazoa, Chordata, Actinopteri, Blenniiformes, Blenniidae. The transcript has 19 exons. The record is from RefSeq and is a predicted model, not a curated record.